Molecule: messenger RNA, 799 nt
Organism: Euleptes europaea (tarantolino)
Lineage: Eukaryota; Metazoa; Chordata; Lepidosauria; Squamata; Sphaerodactylidae
Gene: AP1S1
Product: adaptor related protein complex 1 subunit sigma 1
Exons: 5
Coding region: 1-639 (212 amino acids)
Biological process (GO): intracellular protein transport; vesicle-mediated transport
Cellular component (GO): membrane coat; AP-1 adaptor complex; intracellular membrane-bounded organelle
Molecular function (GO): clathrin-cargo adaptor activity
Source: RefSeq, a predicted model, not a curated record
AUGACGGCUGCCCGCCCGGCCCCUCCCGGAAGAGAGCCUUGGGCGCAUGCGCGGCAUGGAGGGCGGGGCCGGCCGGGAGGCGCCUGGGCAGGUUCGGGCGGAGGGGCGGAAGGGCGGACGGGGGCCCGCGAGGGACAAACUGCCGCUGUCGCCGCCAUGAUGCGCUUCAUGCUGCUCUUCAGCCGGCAGGGGAAGCUGCGCCUCCAGAAGUGGUACUUGGCCACCUCGGACAAGGACAAGAAGAAGAUGGUGCGGGAGCUCAUGCAGGUGGUGUUGGCCCGCAAGCCCAAGAUGUGCAGCUUCCUGGAGUGGCGGGACCUGAAGGUGGUCUAUAAGAGGUAUGCCAGCUUGUACUUCUGCUGUGCCGUUGAGGAACAUGACAACGAGCUGAUCACCCUGGAGCUCAUCCACCGAUACGUGGAGCUGCUGGACAAAUAUUUUGGCAGUGUCUGUGAGCUGGACAUCAUCUUCAAUUUCGAGAAGGCCUACUUUAUCUUGGAUGAGUUCCUGAUGGGGGGUGAAGUGCAGGACACCUCCAAGAAGAGCGUCCUGAAGGCCAUUGAGCAGGCCGACCUCUUGCAGGAGGUAGAGGAAGACGAGUCACCCCGCAGCGUGCUCGAGGAGAUGGGGCUGGCAUAGCUGCUCACCAGGCAAUCACAGGCCAUCCCCUACUGCCCCUUUGCCCGCUCCUUGCUGUCCAGUGGGGUAAGGGGGGGCUGCCCCACACACUCCACAGUCUGCCGUGCUUGAGAAAUCAACUCACUGGAGGGAGCUGCAAACUGGACUGUGUAAAUAUUGA